AUGGCGGCGUUGGCAGCAAACGAUACAGAAUCGUUGCGCAGGAUAAAGAAUAUGGGAGAGUCGCCACUGUCGAUUGCUAUUUCUAUGAGGCUCAUCAAUUUCGCAGCGAGAAUCAUAGAUUUUAAUCCGGAGACACUUGAUGACAUUGGACACAACGGCCAAACACCUUUGCAUGUUGCUAUCAAGAGGAACGAUUUUGAAGUCAUGAGCGUAAACCAGAACUGGUCCAAAAGCAAGAUGAAAGAAGAGGACUCCCCUUCAUUAUGCAUUAUGUUGUUGUUUAACAAAGAUUCUAUUGUUGCAUACAUAAAAGAUAACAAUAAGAAAAUACCUCUUUACUUGGCAGCAGAGAAGGGCUCCAUCGGGAUGGUUGAUGAGAGCCAGCACAACCUUCUUGAUCUUGCAGCUAUGAACGGGAAUGUAGAUGCAGUGAAAUAUAGUCUAAAUUUGGUUGAGAUGGAGGAUUUGAUGAACUCACCUGAUGUGGAUGGAAACACUGCUUUGCAUCUUGCGGCAACCAACUACCAUAGCGACGUGGUUACAGUUCUCUCUGAGAAAACUAACGUGAAACACUUAACCUUGAAAGCAUUAAACGGCGCCUAUAAGUUCAUGAAUCCUGAAGAUGUCCUUGAAAAUCCCCGAUUAGAUGAUAUGAAAGUGGAGAUCCCAGCCAAAUUUGGCUAA
Messenger RNA from Gossypium raimondii (Peruvian cotton), 684 nucleotides. RefSeq lists its product as uncharacterized. Gene Ontology annotation, molecular function: protein binding. Bases 1 to 684 code for a protein of 227 amino acids. The record is from RefSeq and is a predicted model, not a curated record. NCBI's taxonomy places the organism in Eukaryota, Viridiplantae, Streptophyta, Magnoliopsida, Malvales, Malvaceae. The transcript has 3 exons.